Adineta ricciae is the source of this 1917-nucleotide messenger RNA. Lineage: Eukaryota; Metazoa; Rotifera; Eurotatoria; Adinetida; Adinetidae. The record is from the annotation of a GenBank genome assembly.
AUGGCAUCAAAAAGGCUUCUAUUCAAAUUACAAACUGUUAAUUAUCCUUCGCGUUUAUUUUCGUUAUCGACUAGAACUCAUGCUGAAGAUAUUAUUCCGCCAAAAUUUCAAAUCGAUUUACCUGGAGUGGAAAAUUAUGGUUUUGAAGGUGAAUCGUCAUUUAUGAGAUGUAAAUACGGAGCAGUUGCUUCGGAUUCUGAUGAAGCAUCAAAAGUUGGCCGACGUAUUCUCAACCUAGGCGGUUCUUCUGUCGAUGCUGCGAUUGCUGUUCUUCUAUGUGUUGGCGUACAUAACUGCCAUUCAAGUGGUAUCGGCGGUGGAUUGUUGAUGAAUAUUUAUGAUGUCGAACGUAAGGAAUGUGUAUCUAUCGAUGCACGUGAAGCAGCGCCAUCCAAUGCACAUCAGCGAAUGUUUGUGGAUGGUAAACCACCACCGUCAUCAACGCAGGGUGGCUCAGCUAUUGGUAUACCCGGUGAAAUAGCUGGCUUUUGGAAGGCUCACAAGCGUUAUGGUAAAUUGCCAUGGGCAGUCUUAUUUCGACCAGCUAUUGAUAUGUGUAAUGAAGGAUUCUCGAUACGAAAGGCACUGGCUUUUAGUAUCUUGAAAUGUAAAAAUAAACUAUGGGAAGAACGAUCUUUCCGACGAGUAUUUUUCAAAGGUGAUUCAGAUCAUGUAUAUGGUUUAGGUGAUACGAUUUAUCGGCCACGUCUUGGGAAAACGUUAUCGAUUAUUGCGGAAAAAGGACCUAGCGCUUUUUAUGAAGGAGAACUAUCGGAAAAAAUCUGCGAAGAGAUACAAGAACACGGGGGAAUUAUCAAUCCUUAUGAUUUAGAAACGUAUCAUGCAAGAGUUAAACCUUCAAUUAGUGUGACAUUAGGUGGAAAUUAUACGGCCUAUGGUGUCCCGCCACCUGCGAGCUCUGCAAUAACUCUUCUCAUUCUGAAAGUAAUGGAUGGGUAUGGUUUAACACCGCAUUCGUUAGAUUCAGAUGAGAAACAAGUGAGAUUUUAUCAUAUACUUAAUGAAACGUUCAAAUAUGCCUAUGGAAAACGAUCAGCUAUGGGAGACGAAUAUGACUCACAAACUGAAAAAAAUCAAAAUAUUGAACAACUAUUAAACCUUGUAUUGUCUCCUGAAUAUGCCGAAGAGAUUAGAGAAAAGAUCAAAGAAGACAAAACACAACCAUUGGAAUACUAUGAACCUAUGUUCGAACCGCAGACAGAUCACGGUACAAGUCAUUGUUCAAUUAUUGAUGCCGCAGGAAAUGCUGUUGCUGCAACCAGUACGGUUAACACUGAUUUUGGUGCUUUUGUUUAUGGACGCCAUACAGGAAUUAUCUAUAAUAAUCAAAUGGAUGAUUUUUCUCAGCCUGGCUUAGCUAAUUAUUAUGGUUACGCUCCGAGCCCAGCUAAUUUCAUCACUCCUUUCAAACGACCGAUGUCAUCGAUGAGUCCUCUGAUUGUUACUGAUUCGAGUGGAGAAGUUAUUCUAAUUCUUGGCGGUUCUGGUGGAAGCCGGAUAAUAUCAUCCGUUGCUCAAGUUGCUAUAUACAAUCUAUGGCUUGGUAAAAGUAUUCGUGAUGCUGUUGAUAUGCCUCGUCUACAUCAACAAUUGAUUCCAAUGGAAUUAGAAUUAGAAAAACGCUUUCCCGUGAAUGUUGUACAUGGUCUUCUGGCGAAAGGACAUACCAUGUCUGGUUUUCGGGGUGGAUGUGUUGUUCAAGCAGUUGAACGUCGUCAUGCAAAUGAAUUAUGGGCUGUAAGCGACGCAAGAAAAGGUGGAGUACCAGAUGGUCUUGGCUACAAACAUAUCACUAAACGUUUUCAAAACUGGUUUCGUCGCACGUUUAAACGAAGUAAAGAACAACAGUUGCUGGAACAAGAAAUUGAAAAAGCUCGUCUAUAUACGCCGAAAUAG